Messenger RNA from Branchiostoma floridae (Florida lancelet), 1929 nucleotides. RefSeq names its product interleukin enhancer-binding factor 2 homolog. NCBI's taxonomy places the organism in Eukaryota, Metazoa, Chordata, Leptocardii, Amphioxiformes, Branchiostomatidae. Bases 147 to 1310 code for a protein of 387 amino acids. The transcript has 14 exons. The record is from RefSeq and is a predicted model, not a curated record.
GAUGUCAUUCUAGCGCAUGCCCUUAUCUGUCCCAGCAGCCAUUUCUGGAAGCCGGGUGGGUGAACAGCUAGCGUGGGUUUUUGUUCGGAUCGUCUCGGCCUUUGAACCGCCGAGAGAAACAUAUUUCCAGUUUUUCUUUCUAUACCAUGAGGGAUGCCCGCGGUCGUGGAGGCAUGAGAGGACGUGGUCGCGCGAUGCCCUACAAGGGACAACCUCCCUUCCGUACCUUCAUCCCACAUGUGCCCUUCGACCUGGUUCAGUGUGAGGUCGCCUUCCCAAGGGUCAAACCUGCACCUGAUGAGACACACUUCACAGAGGCCCUGUUGAAGCGUAACCAGGACCUGACUCCCACCACUGCUGAACAGUCUGCUGUACUGAACCUGGUCACCAAGAUCAACAAUGUUCUGGAUAACCUGAUCGUAGCACCUGGGAGCUUUGAGCAUAUAGAGGAGGUUCGUCAGGUGGGCUCCCACAAGAAAGGUACCAUGAUGGCAGGACACAAUGUGGCUGACAUUGUUGUCAUCUUAAAGAUACUGCCCACAAGAGAGGCAGUGCAGGGAUUGGGGAAGAAGGUGGUUGAAGAGGUGCGGAAUGCAGACCCUAAGGAGGUUCUGACCAUGCUGCCCAAUGAGUCUGGGUUUGAGGUUAGUUCUGCAGAGGCCACAGUAAAAGUCCUGGUGACCACCAUCCCACCUAACCUGCGCAAACUGGACCCUGAGAUACACUUGGAUGCUAAAACCCUUCAGAUGAACUUAGCAGCCAUUCGACACGCCAGGUGGUUUGAGGAAAACGCCUUCCACUCUACCAUUAAGGUCCUGAUCCGUCUGCUGAAGGAUCUCCACAGCAGGUUUACGGGACUCGAACCCCUGACCCCCUGGAUCAUAGACCUGUUGGCCCACUACGCGAUCAUGAACAACCCUAACCGCCAGCCGCUCCCCAUCAACGUUGCGUUCCGGCGCUGUCUCCAGCUGCUGGCUGCCGGCUUCUUCCUGCCCGGGUCGGUCGGAAUCACCGACCCCUGCGAGGGCGGAAAUGUCAGAGUUCACACUGUCAUGACCUUGGAACAACAGGACCAGGUUUGUUACACAGCCCAGACCCUACUGCGAGUUCUCAGUCACGGAGGCUACAAGAAGAUCCUGGGCAUGGAGGGAGACUCAAGCAUAGCUACGGAGAUGUCCGUGUGGGAGGGGGUGGUGGUGACACCAUCGGAAAAGGCUUACGAGAAGCCACCAGAGAAACCAGAGGGGGAGGGGGAAGGGGAUGGAGAGGGGGUGGAGGAAGCCAUGGAGGCCCAGGAUGUAUCCGCAUGAAGUACAUGAAGAAGGCUGGUGCCAUGUCAUUCCACAGUCUUGUAACUUGUAGAAGUAUUGGUGUAUAGUAGAUACGUUUCAUACAAGAAAUCAGUGAGGAAAACUUUGUUCUCUUAGAUGUUGGUAAAGGUCUUCACAUGUUUUGUACUUUAUGGAAAAACAGGACUUUGUUGUAUGUUAAAGAACCUACUGUGAAUUUAUUACACCGUGGUUUAGACUUGAAACAAUUCUUGAGUACAAUAGUCGUACAUUGGAAAGACAUAUUUGCUGUGUCAUAUGAACUUGGUCACCACUGAGGUAAAAUCACUUGCAAAAAUUUUAAGAUUAGAAAUAGUAUGUAUUAAGAAUAAUGGAGCUAAGCUGUCAAAACAGUACUGUAAGUUAUGUUUUAUCUUUUAUGUAGCGUCAUAUGGCACACAUGUAGAUUGAUUACCAUGACCAAUUGUAACAUCAUGUUGGCUCGACACGUCAUGAGAUGGAAUGUCCCUCUCCCAUUGGAAACUGUUAUUUACAAUUCAGAUUGAAACAUACAGUGUCAUGUUGGUAACAAAAUAUGAUUAGCGCCCUUCAUUCUCUCUGUCUGACAUCUGUUUCUUACACAAUAAAUCAUCAGUACAAA